Penicillium hordei is the source of this 312-nucleotide messenger RNA. RefSeq lists its product as uncharacterized. The record is from RefSeq and is a predicted model, not a curated record. The transcript has a single exon. The coding region runs from base 1 to 312 and encodes 103 amino acids. NCBI's taxonomy places the organism in Eukaryota, Fungi, Ascomycota, Eurotiomycetes, Eurotiales, Aspergillaceae.
AUGACAAUAACGAUAGAAACACGUUUAGGCGCUAUCUUCCAACCGAUGCUGCUAACGAACACAUCCGCACGGCACUACGGAACGACGCAAGAUACAAGACAUGGUAUCGGCACCGCUGAAACCGGCUACGUCAUUCGAUUUAAGAACACAGAGUCGGCAGAGGCAGCCCGCAACAACACCAAGCUGGUAAAACCACGAUUCGGUGUCGUCGUACACUGGAACCCUACGCAGGAAUUUGACCUAGAAGUAGGAUUAAGCAGUCAUCUGUCUCCGCUGUUAGAAAGUUUAUAUGAAUUGAUCACAUCCGAGUAA